This is a messenger RNA of Talaromyces amestolkiae, 702 nucleotides long. RefSeq lists its product as uncharacterized. The coding region runs from base 1 to 702 and encodes 233 amino acids. The transcript has a single exon. NCBI's taxonomy places the organism in Eukaryota, Fungi, Ascomycota, Eurotiomycetes, Eurotiales, Trichocomaceae. The record is from RefSeq and is a predicted model, not a curated record.
AUGGAAUCAAAGCCAAGAAUCAAGCUUAUGUUGAUGGCAAUAUUCGCCAUAAUCACAAAUGCAGUUACCGGGCUGUCCUGCAACUCGAGCGCACUGAAUACGACUGAAUAUCUAUACCCAAUCACCGUGGUUGGCACAACCAUAUUUGACGUUGCAAAGGCCACAAAUCGGGGCGCAUGUGAUAUCGCUCGCAUCAACAUCAUGGCCGAUGUAGAAAUUGUGCCCAAUGUCGGACAAGAAAUCCUCAUUCCACCACAAGUCUGCGAACCCGACAAUGAGUCUUGUAUCCUACCAUGGAACAACGAGACAACCAACGAAUGCAUCAUGGGUGGUCCACGCUUAUACUACACUGUGAAUGGUGAUACAUACGAACGCAUUGCUCUCAAACGACUCAACAUUACAGUAGAGUCUCUAGUCGGGGACGGCAUGAGCAAUCAAAGCGCCUCCGAUCCUCUAGAGCCGGGACAAUACGUCAAAAUUCCACUCUGCUCACCCAGCCAAUGUGUGAUUCAACCAUAUACAUUUACCUACGGUGUUUAUAAGGACUUGGCCGAGGAAUAUGGGACUACUGUCGGGCAAAUCAUGAUGCUUAGCCCAACAUACAAUUACAGCAGCAGUGCAUAUACGGGGGCCGGGGGUCCAUCUAUCGACCUGGCAAUUAACUGUACUGCUUUGUCCUCUAAUAUUACAGUGAUUAGCUAG